This is a messenger RNA of Paramecium sonneborni, 716 nucleotides long. Lineage: Eukaryota; Ciliophora; Oligohymenophorea; Peniculida; Parameciidae. The record is from the annotation of a GenBank genome assembly.
AUGUCUGUGGACAACAGCUUCGACAAUUUAGAGCAGUUGAUGUUUCCUUCUGAUGAUGAUAUGUAAAACAGAGAAAAGAGAGAGGAAUAAUACGUUCUAGAUCCUAUUCCAUAAGAAUAGGAAGACAAACCUAUACAAUUAAAUCCAGCUAAUAAUGGGAAAACUUAUGAAUAAUUGUUUGAAAUAGUUUAAAGACUAAAUGACAUUAAUUGGGUGGAACCAUCAUCAAAAAUCACUCCUAUCAAGUAUCUGACUCCAAUUACAUACUGGUUUAUUAUAUGUUCACAAUACUUCCGAAACGAUGCUGAUCCUAAAAUCAUCAAGUAUUUAAUUACCAUUACACUUUAGAAUCAAUUAGGAAUGCCAAUAGAUUCAAGAGGAACCUCCUCGUCCAUAUACUUACUUUGAUGAUUGGUUCAUUAUGGAAAUGAGAAACAUAGUAAACUAUAAUCUAAGAUAGAUGGUUAAAAGAAUUAUCACCCAAAAAUGAUUUGGAAUUAUUGUAGACUCUACUUGAACAAUAAUUAAUAGAUACACAAAAAUUAGUCAAUAUUCAAAUUGAUACACUACAAACACAAAAACCAAAUUUGAACAUCCAAAACCCUCCUGAUUAUAUUCUCAAAGAUCUUGUUGGCCUCACUGAAAUUGAAAAUCAGUAUCUUACCUACCUUGAAAGUUAAUAAAAGUAUUCUAUUCUCCUAUUUAUUUUCUAGAUA